GAAACUAAUACAGUAAAUAAGGAAGCAACUUCACCUUUAUUUAUUUUUUUGAGGUUGUGGUUAGCAGCUCCGCAACACAAAUAACUAAUUGAACAAUAAAUACUGUUGUUAGCAUCAGCAAACACUGCACGGACAUCAAACUGAAUCAGGAUGAUUCCGACGGAGGAUGCGUCAGCGCGGAAAAGAGAGAUUGAGGAGAAAUUGAAACAGGAACAAGAUACGUUGUCGUUCAUCCGAGAGAACCUGGAGAAGAGUGACCAGCUGACCAAAGGCAUGGUGUCCAUCCUGUCAUCCUUUGAAAGCCGGCUGGUGCAGCUGGAGAACUCCAUCAUUCCUGUGCACAAGCAGACUGAGAACCUGCAGCGGCUGCAGGAGAACGUAGACAAGACCCUGUCCUGCCUGGACCACGUCAUCAGCUACUACCACGUGGCCAAGGACACAGACAAGAUCAUCAGGGAGGGACCUGCUGGUAGGCUGGAUGAGUAUCUAGCCUGCAUUGCUAAGAUCCAGAAGGCAGUGGAGUACUUCCAGGACAAUAAUCCAGACAGCCCAGAACUCAACACAGUGAAAGCGCGCUUCGAAAAGGGGAAAGAGCUGCUGGAGGCGGAGUUCAGGGCCCUGCUUACGCGCUACAGCAAGCCGGUCCCUCCUGUGCUGAUCCUCGACGCCAUCGGGGUGGACGAAGAGCUGGAGGUGCAGGAGGAGGUGACGCUGGAGCACCUCCCUGAGGCCGUGCUGCAGGACAUCAUCUGCAUCUCCGGGUGGCUUGUGGAGUACGGCCGUAACCAGGACUUCAUGACGGUGUACUUCCAGGUGCGCUCCUCCCAGCUGGAUCGCUCCAUUAAAGGUCUGAAAGAGCACUUUCGCAAGAACAGCGCCUCCUCCGGGAUCCUCUACUCCCCCGCCGUGCCCAACAAGCGCAAGGACACGCCCACCAAGAAGGCUCCUAAGAGACCAGUCUACAUUCCAGGAACGAUCCGGAAGGCUCAGAACCUUCUGAAACAGUACUCACAGCACGGGCUGGAUGGGAGAAAGGGGGGUUCUAACCUCACUCCUUUGGAAGGUCAUGAUCAUGACCUCAGAGUCAAACACCUCUCUGAUGCCCUGAGUGAGAAGCAGGGGGCAUCUGCAGGGAAGGAUGACGUGCUGGACAUCGAGAUCGACUCCUACAUCCACUGCAUCAGCGCCUUUGUGAAGCUGGCCCACAGCGAGUACGCCCUCCUGACGGAGAUCAUCCCAGAACACCACCAGAAGAAGACCUUCGACUCGCUCAUCCAGGGGGCGCUGGACAACCUGAUGCUGGAGGGUGAUGACAUCGUGUCGGCGGCGCGACGGGCCAUCAUGCGUCAUGACUACUCGGCCGUGCUCACCAUCUUCCCCAUCCUGCGGCACCUGAAACAGACCAAGGCCGAUUUCGACUCUGUGCUCCAGGGUACGGCCGCCAGCACCAAGAACAAGCUGCCCACCCUGAUCACCUCCAUGGAGACCAUUGGAGCUAAAGCUCUGGAGGAGUUUGCUGACAGCAUUAAGAAUGAUCCUGACAAGGAGUAUAACAUGCCUAAGGAUGGAACCGUUCAUGAACUCACCAGUAAUGCCAUCCUGUUCCUGCAACAGCUGCUGGACUUCCAGGAGACUGCCGGAGCCAUGUUGGCUUCCCAAGUCCUUGGCGACACUUACAAUAUUCCCUUAGACCCCAGAGAGAGCAGCUCGUCGGCCAGCAGCUACAGCUCGGAGUUCAGCAGAAGACUGCUCAGCACAUACAUCUGUAAGGUUCUGGGGAACCUGCAGCUGAACCUCCUGAGCAAGUCCAAGGUGUACGAGGACUCGGCCCUGAGUGCCAUCUUCCUCCUCAACAACUACAACUACAUCCUCAAGUCCCUGGAAAAGUCGGAGCUGAUUCAGCUGGUGGGCGUGACAAACAGAAACGCAGAGGUGUCAUACCGGGAGCUCAUGGAGCAGCAAAUGCAGAUAUACCAGCGCAGCUGGCUGAAGGUGACUGAGUACGUGACGGACAGGAACAUGCCCAUCUUUCAGCAAGGCACCAAGCUGAAGGAUAAGGAACGUCAGAUGAUCAAGGAGAAGUUCAAGGGCUUUAAUGACGGACUGGAGGAGCUGUGUAAGAUUCAGAAGGUGUGGGCCAUUCCGGACAAAGAGCAGCGAGAUGCUAUCCGGCAGGCCCAGAGGAAGGUGGUGUCUGAUGCCUACAGGUUCUUCUUGCACAGGUAUGGCAACAUAUCAUUUACCAAAAAUCCAGAGAAAUACCACAAGUACAGACCAGAACAGGUGGAGGAGAUGAUUGAGAGACUAUUCGACACAUCAGCCUGAGCUUAUUAAGCCUUUACACCCGCCAAACCUCGGAUCUCUGCCUCUUGCUGAAUUGCAUUCUGGGAGUCUGAUGUUUGUUUGUCUUUUCUUUAAAAUGUGUAUAUAUUAUUUUCCAUUAUUGUUGGGACCUUGCUAAUCUAAUAAAAUAAUUGAUCUUGAGCUGUA
Molecule: messenger RNA, 2490 nt
Organism: Conger conger (European conger)
Lineage: Eukaryota; Metazoa; Chordata; Actinopteri; Anguilliformes; Congridae
Gene: exoc7
Product: exocyst complex component 7
Exons: 22
Coding region: 151-2325 (724 amino acids)
Biological process (GO): exocytosis
Cellular component (GO): exocyst
Molecular function (GO): phosphatidylinositol-4,5-bisphosphate binding
Source: RefSeq, a predicted model, not a curated record